GUUCUGUGGGGGGGCAGAACCUGCACUUGUUCCCAGUGGGGAGAUAGGGGGGAGCCAGAGCACUGCCUGCUCUGCCCCAACCCCGAUAUACUACACCCUCUAACAGGAAGGGGGUGUGUGUGCACAUGCAAGGGUCUGUAUUUGCACAUAAGCCUAUACACUCUGGCAUAUAAUAAGUUGAACUCCUUAUUGAGACAUCUCACUGCCUGUGCCCUUGUUCUGGGAAUGCCCCACAGAAUUGCCGCUCCUGACAAAUGGGCAAUGGAGAGGCAUUCAGCCACGUGGCAUUGCAUGCACAAUGACUCACAGGUGCAAUGAAGGUAGUGGGGGAGCCCCAAAGGGCUUGAAGCACAAGGCCAGGCAAGUUGCCCUCGCCAGCAGCCAGAAGCACCUAGCACCAGUGCUAGGGCCCAGGGCAGGGCCCAAGGAGCCUGAAGGGAUAGUGGUGAAGGUGGGGGCAGGGGGGAAGUGACACACAAAAAGCCCAGCACACCCCACCUGGCACAGCCCAACCUGACAGAAAUCCUGCCCUGCUCUAGUUUCCACUCUCCUCUGAGUGGGCAGCAGCCCUUCCCAGGCCUGGGUCAUCACUGGUUGAGGCAGCAGGAACCGCAGGUGUGCAGGGCAGGCAGCAGCUAUGGGAGGGGCAGGAGCUGCAGGUGUGUGGGAGCUGUAGGGGGAGGAGGUGGAUUCAUCUUUCUCUGCCGCACUGUGCCAGUUUAGCAGAGGGCUCCAUUUCCCUGUUCAGUCUUCCCCGCCCCUGCUCCUGCCCCUGCCAGGCUAUAAGCCCCCCCCACAGCAGGUAGUGUCUGUCACAAGCUGAACACAGAUCCUUGUUGCUCUGGACCAGACGGACAGGUGAGUCCUUGCCCUUACUCCCUGCCCCUGCCCCAGGUGCUGGGUCCUUUGGGGGUGCCUCUUCCUGUGAUAGGGCAAGACCAGUUCUGAGUCUCCUCAACCAUGAAUCAGUCUUUCUGCCCCGCUUCCCCACAGCACUGCACCUAGCACCAUGACCCUAUGGACUGGUGCAUCCUCUCUGUAGGCUUUGCCAGAGAGGAGAGGAACCCUGAGGCUGCAGGUGACAAGGUCCUUGGAACCAGCCAAGGAAAUGGGCCCUGCAGCUCCCUGCUCCCAGGGGUUGGGUGGGGCUGGUGGAUGGGCUGAGCAGGGCCAGGUGCUGGAGCAGAUAGUCCCAGGUCUGCAGUUCUUCUCUCAGUGAAACAGCCUGAGAGGGAAGGACUGGUCCAGGGGGCUUGCAGCCCCUCUCCCCUCGUUUGUUUUCUCCCAGGGUAAGGAGAUGGGGACCACGGCCCGCCUUUGCUUCUGCCUCCUCGGCUGCCUGGCUUUGAGCCCCUGGCUGGAAGGCGCCGCGCCAGAGGUGGAGUCCUGCCCCCGGGGCUGGCUCUUCUACCGCGGCAACUGCUACGGACUCUUUCUCCAGCCGCUGCCCUGGGCAGAGGCGGAGGCGGAGUGCCGCAGUUACGGCCCCGGGACGCACCUGGCCUGGGUGCGGAGCGCGGUGGAGAGCGGAAUGCUGGCCAUCCACGUCUCGCAACGGAUGCCCGCGGGUGGUGUCUGGAUCGGGCUCCACCGCCCGCCGCAGGGAGGAGGCUGGACGUGGACGGGAGACACUGGCUUCAGCUUCAGCUCCUGGGAGCCGGGGGAGCCGGGCCGCUCGCGGCCGGGAGCGGGGAAACUCUGUGCGCUGAUGUGGAGCGGCACCGGUGAGCUGCGCGGCCGGGCCGGGGCGAGACUGGCUCAGAGCCGGGGACCCGUGCGCUCCCGGGCGGGUACGGGCUGCGAGCAGGUGUAGAGGGCGAAGCCAGCUGCAGGGCAGAGCCGCGCGGCCGGGGCGAGUGGAGUGGGAAGGACAGGACCGGCUCCGGCCGCGGAGCUAACGCCCUUGUUCCCGCAGCGUUCCUGAAGUGGAAGGCAGAGCACUGCGCGGCCGAGAGCGCCUUUCUGUGCCAGUGCCGGCAGCCGC
Messenger RNA from Alligator mississippiensis (American alligator), 1984 nucleotides. RefSeq names its product C-type lectin lectoxin-Thr1. The transcript is spliced from 4 exons. NCBI's taxonomy places the organism in Eukaryota, Metazoa, Chordata, Crocodylia, Alligatoridae. The coding region runs from base 1298 to 1813 and encodes 171 amino acids. Gene Ontology annotation, molecular function: signaling receptor activity. The record is from RefSeq and is a predicted model, not a curated record.